CAACAAACAUCAGUAAAAUGAUACUCACUCACUCGUUACCGACUGCACUUGUCAAACUUUGCGACACGGGUAACAGAACCAAAAUCCGAGUAUGGAAACGUGCCAAGAUGAGUCCAUUCCGCAGUGCACCGUUUUCAUGAUCGGAACUCUGAUACGCUUAUCUAGAAGGCAAAAUGGAUUCAACAGUACUGAAAGCAAUGCAGAAUGUGCAGCAUAAAUACAAAGAGAAGCUAGAUGAGGCUAAGAAGUUGGAGCCGCCUGCUCCUCCUACACCCUACAUUCCUGGUCUGACUGCACGACCACCAGAUCCUGUGGUCACAGCUUCACACUCACAAGCUUCUUUACCAAAGGUGGUUCCAAAAGAACUGGUAGAGGCUUUCUUGAAUGGCACUAAACAUCCUGUGAGUGCCCUGAUGGAGUAUGCUUCCAUGUUGAGACUGUCACCGACGUUUCAGGAAGUGGCAGUGGAACAGUAUUCCUUCACAGCUAAGUUUGCUAAUGAAUGUCGCGUUGGAACAAAUCGCUAUCCACAGGGGGUUGGAAAGACAAAGAAAGAAGCCAAGACCAAUGCAGCCAAAAUAGCUUUCACAAUGUUGCUGGGCUUGGAUGAAGAUGAUGUCGACGACAAUUCCAGAUCUGGAACUGUGGUAUAUGAUGCAAUGGGAAGAAAGCUGGUUAUGCCUAAAGACUGUGUCUCUAGUUCUGAACAUCAGACUGUGUGUUCUUCUGUGAAUGACAUGCCACGAGGUGCUGCUGCUGCAGCAGUGUCACAAGCAUCACCUUCAAGUAAGAGCGGGAGUGUUUAUGAUGUGGAUAAGGCAGAGGAGGAAGGAACAAGUGUGGAAACAAACCCAGUCUCUGCUCUUCAGGUCUUCUGCUCACAGAAAAGAAUUCCAUUUACUAUCAUCGUAGAUGACAAACAGGGCCCAUAUGGUUUCAGAGCAGAGGUGAAACUUCAUGAUAGAAAUAUGGUUGAAGCUUAUGGUCGGAGUAAGAAAGAAGCAAAACGGAAAGUAGCAUCUGAAGCACUGCAGUCUCUGAUGGAAACAGAGGAGGUGCCCAGUGGGAUAGAAGACCUUCCUCUUCCAGACAAGAUGGCCAACAUUGCCUAUCAGAAACUCUUCAGUGUCCUUCAACAUGUUCCAGACUUGUAUGCUGUAAAGAAAAAUUUUGCUGCCUUUAUUGUGCAGAGAAGCUCCACAGAUGUUGGGGAAGUGGUAGCCAUUGGUGUUGGUAACACCUGUCUGUCCUCCAGUAAUCUGACCACUGAUGGACGCACCCUCAUUGACAGCUAUGCUGUAACAGUGGCAAGAAGGGCCUUACUCAAGUAUUUCCAUAGAGAACUGAAGAGUUACUACGAGGGGAGCAAACUGUUAUCCAUAUUUUGCCCAAGUUCAACUUCCAGCCUGCUGAGACUGAAGGAUCAUAUCAGUCUACACCUGUUUGUGAGCCAGCCACCAGAGGGAGACUACGGUCUGUUUGCUGAUACGCCAUCGAGUGCUUUGACUCCAGAAAACAUGGAACUGGUUGAGUUUGGUGCUCACUUCCCUUCCUUUGAUGCUGAAGGAUGCAGUUUUCUCUCUGUUAAAGAUGAAGAUGGUGUUGUGCUGCCUGUGGCUGAAGACCAGCAGCCAUAUCAGAGCCUGGCAGACAUUGAGGCUGGUGAGGACAUCAUGGUCAUGUCCUGCAGUGACAAGCUGCUGCGCUGGAACAUACUGGGACUGCAGGGAGCACUCUUCACGCACUUCCUGGAACCUGUCUACCUGUCCUCAAUCAUAGUCGGUUCAAAGUUUGACCAUGGCCAUUGUUCCCGUGCAGUGUGUUGUCGUGUAUACGAUGUGUUAAGUGAGAGUUUGUCGUCUACAUAUCACAUCAACCAUCCACGCCUUCAUCCAGUCUCCAUAUCUUUCACUCACCACUACCCUGACGGACAACAUGCAACGUCUCUCAGUGUCAACUGGUCAGAGGGAGAUGACAAGGUGGAGGUCACAGAUGGUUUCACGGGGAAAACCACUCCAAUGUCCCCAUUCAAAACAGGUGCUUCAAUGGCCAGUCGAUUGUGCAAAGCUGGCUUCAUGGCAAGAUUUCGUGAACUUGCUAAGGUUUCCCCGAAACCUCAUUUGUUAAAGAUUUCUACCUUCCAUGAAGCUAAGCAAAAGGCGAGUGAAUACCAGGUUUCAAAACGUGCUAUGUGUGAGCACUGUGUACAGGCUGGCAUAGGAUGCUGGGUGGCUAAACCAGCUCAGAUUGAAUACUUCUCUAAGUGACCAGGACUUCCUCAAGCCUUACAGGUUCAACCUGCAUGUGUAAUGACUAAGCCUUAAAUAGACUCAGACCUCUCAGCAUUAAACGAUCGACUGUCAAAACCACACUGUAUAUGUUUGGUCACCUUCUUCACAUGCAAAUGGAUUAAGCUACAAUUGAUGAAAAUUGAUGGACUUUUUCUUUGACAACAAGAUAGAUAUACAAGUGAACAGAACUGUCCUUACCAUGUCAUCAAUUUUCUUCCACUUCAAGAGAUCAGGAGUACCUUUUGUUUGUUGUGUUCCCUGUUCUUGGGAUGUUGUGUAUUUUAAAUGCUUGACUGUCUCUGCUGAAAUUUGAUUACGAGCAAAUGUAUCAUUGUGAACAGAUUUGGAUUUUUCUUUGUUAAGCAUUUAUGUAUCUAUUGCAGUUUUGUUCUAUCCUUGGUUUGCAGGAAAUGCAACCGCCCAUGCACAUUAUAAGAAACCAUCCUCCCUGUCCUAUAUCCUCAGAUGUAAACAUGUUGAUGUAAGUUGUAAAUUGUUUUUAACCACAUCUGAUCAUGUUUGGGUUUGUCAUUUCACUCUGUAGCAUUGUGAGAUCAUAUUAGAAGACAAGUACAGACAAGCCAGGGUGCGAUUCCACUCUUUACAACCUGCACUAGUGCAUGUUAGCAAUGGCUGGUGCAGGUUACCUUCAGUAACAGGUUGUACCCAGUGCAGGUAACAAUAAAUCCUCCAACAUCUUA
This is a messenger RNA of Haliotis rubra (blacklip abalone), 2992 nucleotides long. Its product is annotated as adenosine deaminase domain-containing protein 1-like. The record is from RefSeq and is a predicted model, not a curated record. The transcript has 12 exons. NCBI's taxonomy places the organism in Eukaryota, Metazoa, Mollusca, Gastropoda, Lepetellida, Haliotidae. Gene Ontology annotation, cellular component: cytoplasm; nucleolus. Gene Ontology annotation, molecular function: double-stranded RNA adenosine deaminase activity; double-stranded RNA binding; tRNA-specific adenosine deaminase activity. Gene Ontology annotation, biological process: adenosine to inosine editing; RNA processing. The coding region runs from base 174 to 2267 and encodes 697 amino acids.